AUGAACUGUAAUGAUGCUCAGAAAGUGCAGUUUGGUACUCAUAUGCUAGAAAAGGAGGCUGAAGAUUGGUGGAACAAUACUCUUCAGAGGUUUGAAGAAGAUGGAAUUGAGGUUACUUGGGAUCUUUUCCGUGAUGUCUUCUUAGAGAACUAUUUUCCUGAAGAUUGUCGUGGGAAGAAAGAGGCUAUUGGUUACCAACAGAUUACCCGUUUUACUGAGUUAGUUAACAAGAGUCGGAUUUAUGAUGAGGAUAGUAGAGAGAGUGCUUCUCUCUACAAGAGUUUGAAAGGAAAGAAUCAGGAUCGGGAGAAACCGUAUGAUGACAAGAGGAAACAAGCUGGUUUUGGCAAGAAGCCAAGUUGGGGAAGAUCUUCUACUCCACUUAAGUGCUUCAAAUAUGGUGUUGAGGGUCAUAAAGCUACUGAGUGCAAGAAGGAGGUUACUACUUGUUUCAAGUGUGGCAAGUAUGGUCACAUAGCUACUAAUUGUAGAGGUGGUUCGAAUGUGACUUGUUUCAACUGUGGAGAGAAAGGCCACGUUAGUACAAAAUGUGACAAGCCAAAGAAGGAGCAAGCAAAAGGAAAAGUGUUCGCAUUGUCUGGUGCGGGAGCCACCACUGAUGAGAGGCUAAUUCAAGGAGAUUGA
Vicia villosa (hairy vetch) is the source of this 645-nucleotide messenger RNA. RefSeq lists its product as uncharacterized. Gene Ontology annotation, molecular function: zinc ion binding; nucleic acid binding. NCBI's taxonomy places the organism in Eukaryota, Viridiplantae, Streptophyta, Magnoliopsida, Fabales, Fabaceae. The record is from RefSeq and is a predicted model, not a curated record. The transcript has 3 exons. Bases 1 to 645 code for a protein of 214 amino acids.